AUGGACCCCGCCCUGAGGGAGCCCCGCCCCGUGUGUCCCCGCCCUGAGGGAGCCCCACCCCUGAUGGACCCCGCCCUGACGGCCCCGCCCCGUGUGUCCCCUCCCUGGUGCCAGGACGCGCAGGCGGAGGAGGAGAUCCGUCAGGAGAUGUCGGCGCUGCAGCAGCGGCUCACGGAGCAGCAGAGUGUCCUGCAGAGGAUCGCGGCCCCCAACAUGAAGGCCAUGGAGAAACUGGAGAGCGUCAGGGACAAGUUCCAGGAGACCUCCGACGAGUUCGAGGCCGCGCGCAAACGCGCCAAGAAGGCGAAGCAGGCGUUCGAGCAGAUGAAGAAGGAGAGGUUCGACCGCUUCAACUCCUGCUUCGAGGCCGUGGCCACCAACAUCGACGAGAUCUACAAGGCCCUGUCCCGGAACAGCAGCGCCCAG
This is a messenger RNA of Corapipo altera (White-ruffed manakin), 426 nucleotides long. Its product is annotated as structural maintenance of chromosomes protein 1A-like. The annotation marks the transcript as partial. The transcript is spliced from 2 exons. NCBI's taxonomy places the organism in Eukaryota, Metazoa, Chordata, Aves, Passeriformes, Pipridae. Gene Ontology annotation, biological process: sister chromatid cohesion. The record is from RefSeq and is a predicted model, not a curated record. Gene Ontology annotation, cellular component: nucleus; cohesin complex. Gene Ontology annotation, molecular function: DNA binding.